CCUGUUAGUCAGUUAACGUCUGAGCUGAACACGACGCACAUCGUAUUGCAAGGAAUAUUAUAUAUUUUGCUGUACAUGGUUAUGACUCUGAAGAGGAUGAAAAGUUUUUGUCUUUCAAAGCAUGAUGGCAGAAGGAGAAUUUUACUCUCAUUAUUGUGCUUGUGGUGCACAGUUCUAUCGCCAACUGCAUCAAACACAACAAUUAUCUCAACAACUGCAGCCACUCCAGAAACAACAACUACAACUGCAGCAUCAAGUACAACUCCACCCAAAACAACAGCAGUGACUACAGAAAGCACAACGAUUUCCUCAUCAACUCUAACCCCAACAGAAACAACAACCUCAACCACACAAACCACAACUGCGGCUUUAAGAACAACGCCACCUACAAAAACAUCUCUGUCUACAGAAAGCACAACAAUUUCCUCAACAUCUCUAACCACUCCAGAAACAACAACCAAAACUACAGCAUCAAGUACAACUCCACCUACAACAACAGCUGUAACUACAAACAGCACAACAACCACAUCUGCGGCAUCAAGUACAAUGCCACCUACAACAACAGCUUUGACUAAAGAAAGCACAACGAUUUCCUCAAUAACUACAACCACUCCAGACAUAACAACUUCAGCUGCACCAACCACAACAACAGCAUCGAGUACAACGCAACCUACGACAACAGCUGUGACUUCAGAAAGCACAACGAUUUCUCAACAACUCUAACCGCUCCAGAAACAAUAACCACAGCUGGGGCAUCAAUUACAACUCCAUCCACAACAAAAGCUGUAAAUAAAGAAAGCACUACGAUUUCCUCAACAACUCUAACCACUCCUGAAACAACUACCACAACUGGGGCAUCAAGCACAACUCCACCCACAACAACAACUGUGACUACAGAAAGCACAUCAAUUUCCUCAACAACUCAAACCACUCCAGAAACAACGACCACAACUGGGGCAUCAAGUACAAUUCCACCAACAACUGUGACUAGAGAAAGCAAAACAAUUCCCUCAACAUCUCUUACCACUCUGGAAACAACUGCAGCAUCAAGUGCAACACCACCCACAACAACAACAACAACUACAGAAAGCACAACAAUUAUUUCAACAACAACCACUCCAGAGACAACAAACACAGCUGCAGUGUCAAGUAAAAUUCCACCCAAAACAACAGCAGUAACUACAGAGAGCACAAUGAUUUCCUCAACAACUGCAACCACUCAAGAAACAACAACCACAACUGCAGCAUCAAGUACUAUUCAACCCAUAACAACAGCAGUAACUAGAGAAAGCACAACAAUUUUUUCAACAUCUCUUAUCACUCCAGAAACAACAACCACAACUGCAGCAUCAAGUACAACUCCACUCAAAACAACAGAUGUAGUUACAGAAAGCACUAAAAUGUCCGCAACAACUCCAACCACUCCAGAAAAAACAACCACAAUUUUGGCAUCAAGUACAACUCCACUCACAACAACAGCAGUAACUACAGAAAGCAUUAAAAUGUCCUCAACAACUCCAACCACUCCAGAAACAACAACCACAAUUUUGGCAUCAAGUACAAUUCCACCCACAACAACAGCUGUGGUUACAGAAGGCACAACAAUUUUCUCAACAUCUCUUGCCACUCCAGAAACAACAACCACAAUUUUGGCAUCAAGUACAAUUCCACCCACAACAACAGCUGUGGUUAAAGAAGGCACAACAAUUUUCUCAACAUCUCUUACCCCUCCAGAAACAAAAACUGCAGCAUCAAGUACAACUGCACCCAUAACAACAGCAGUAACUACAGAAAGCACAAACAUUUUGUCAACAUCUCUUACCACUCCAGAAACAACAACCCCAGCAUCAAGUACAACUCCACUCAAAACACCAGCUGUAACUACAGAAAGCACUAAAAUGUCUGCAGCAACUCCAACCACUCCAGAAACAACAAGCACAAUUUUGGCAUCAAGUACAAUUCCACCCACAACAACAGCUGUGGUUACAGAAGGCACAACAAUUUCCUCAACAUCUCUUACCACUCCAGAAACAACAACUGCAGCAUCAAGAAUAACUCCACUCACAACAACAGCUGUAACUACAGAAAGCACUAAAAUGUCCUCUACAACUCCAACCACUCGAGAAACAACCACUAUUUUGGCAUCAAGUACAAAUCAACCCACAACAACAGCUGUGGUUACAGAAAGCACAACAAUUUUUUCAACAUCUCUUACCACUCCAGAAACAACAACCGCAACUGCAGCAUCAAGUACAACUCCACCCACAACAACAGCUGUGGUUACAGAAGGCACAACAAUUUUCUCAACAUCUCUUGCCACUCCAGAAACAACAAGCACAAUUUUGGCAUCAAGUACAAUUCCACCCACAACAACAGCUGUGGUUACAGAAGGCACAACAGUUUUCUCAACAUCUCUUGCCACUCCAGAAACAACAACCACAACUGCAGCAUCAAGUACAACUCCACUCAAAACAACAGAUGUAGUUACAGAAAGCACUAAAAUGUCCGCAACAACUCCAACCACUCCAGAAACAACAACCACAAUUUUGGCAUCAAGGACAACUCCACUCACAACAACAGCAGUAACUACAGAAAGCAUUAAAAUGUCCUCAACAACUCCAACCACUCCAGAAACAACAACCACAAUUUUGGCAUCAAGUACAAUUCCACCCAGAACAACAGCUGUGGUUACAGAAGGCACAACAAUUUUCUCAACAUCUCUUGCCACUCCAGAAACAACAACUGCAACAUCAAGUACAACUGCACCCAUAACAACAUCAGUAACUACAGAAAGCACAACAAUUUUCUCAACAUCUCUUACUGCUCCAGAAACAACAACCACAACUGCAGCAUCAAGUACAACUUCACCCAUAACAACAGCAGUAACUACAGAAAGCAUUAAAAUGUCCUCUACAACUCCAACCACUCCAGAAACAACAAGCACAAUUUUGGCAUCAAGUACAAUUCCACCCACAACAACAGCUGUGGUUACAGAAGGCACAACAAUUUCCUCAACAUCUCUUACCACUCCAGAAACAACAACUGCAACUGCAACGUCAAGUACAACUGCACCCAUAACAACAUCAGUAACUACAGAAAGCACAAACAUUUUCUCAACAUCUCUUACCACUCCAGAAACAACAACCGCAACUGCAGCAUCAAGUACAACUCCACCCACAACAACACCUAUGGUUACAGAAGGCACAACAAUUUUCUCAACAUCUCUUACUGCUCCAGAAACAACAACCGCAACUGCAGCAUCAAGUACAACUCCACCCACUACAACACCUAUGGUUACGGAAGGCACAACAAUUUUUUCAACAUCUCUUACCACUCCAGAAACAACAACCGCAACUGCAGCAUCAAGUACAACUCCACCCACAACAACACCUAUGGUUACGGAAGGCACAACAAUUUUCUCAACAUCUCUUACUGCUCCAGAAACAACAACCACAACUGCAGCAUCAAGUACAAUUCCACCCAGAACAACAGCUGUGGUUACAGAAGGCACAACAAUUUUCUCAACAUCUCUUGCCACUCCAGAAACAACAAUCACAAUCUUGGCAUCAAGUACAAUUCCACCCACAACACUAGCUGUGGUUACAGAAGGCACAACAAUUUUCUCAACAUCUCUUACCCCUCCAGAAACAACAACUGCAACAUCAAGUACAACUGCACCCAUAACAACAUCAGUAACUACAGAAAGCACAAACAUUUUGUCAACAUCUCUUACCACUCCAGAAACAACAACCCCAGCAUCAAGUACAACUCCACUCAAAACAACAGCUGUAACUACAGAAAGCACUAAAAUGUCUGCAGCAACUCCAACCACUCCAGAAACAACAAGCACAAUUUUGGCAUCAAGUACAAUUCCACCCACAACAACAGCUGUGAUUACAGAAGGCACAACAAUUUCCUCAACAUCUCUUACCACUCCAGAAACAACAACCGCAACUGCAACAUCAAGUACAACUGCACCCAUAACAACAUCAGUAACUACAGAAAGCACAAACAUUUUCUCAACAUCUCUUACCACUCCAGAAACAACAACUGCAGCAUCAAGAAUAACUCCACUCACAACAACAGCUGUCACUACAGAAAGCACUAAAAUGUCCUCUACAACUCCAACCACUCCAGAAACAACCACUAUUUUGGCAUCAAGUACAAAUCAACCCACAACAACAGCUGUGGUUACAGAAAGCACAACAAUUUUUUCAACAUCUCUUACCACUCCAGAAACAACAACCGCAACUGCAGCAUCAAGUACAACUCCACCCACAACAACAGCUGUGGUUACAGAAGGCACAACAAUUUUCUCAACAUCUCUUGCCACUCCAGAAACAACAAGCACAAUUUUGGCAUCAAGUACAAUUCCACCCACAACAACAGCUGUGGUUACAGAAGGCACAACAAUUUUCUCAACAUCUCUUGCCACUCCAGAAACAACAACCACAACUGCAGCAUCAAGUACAACUCCACUCAAAACAACAGAUGUAGUUACAGAAAGCACUAAAAUGUCCGCAACAACUCCAACCACUCCAGUAACAACAACCACAAUUUUGGCAUCAAGGACAACUCCACUCACAACAACAGCAGUAACUACAGAAAGCAUUAAAAUGUCCUCAACAACUCCAACCACUCCAGAAACAACAACCACAAUUUUGGCAUCAAGUACAAUCCCACCCAGAACAACAGCUGUGGUUACAGAAGGCACAACAAUUUUCUCAACAUCUCUUGCCACUCCAGAAACAACAACUGCAACAUCAAGUACAACUGCACCCAUAACAACAUCAGUAACUACAGAAAGCACAACAAUUUUCUCAACAUCUCUUACUGCUCCAGAAACAACAACCACAACUGCAGCAUCAAGUACAACUUCACCCAUAACAACAGCAGUAACUACAGAAAGCAUUAAAAUGUCCUCUACAACUCCAACCACUCCAGAAACAACAAGCACAAUUUUGGCAUCAAGUACAAUUCCACCCACAACAACAGCUGUGGUUACAGAAGGCACAACAAUUUCCUCAACAUCUCUUACCACUCCAGAAACAACAACUGCAACUGCAACGUCUAGUACAACUGCACCCAUAACAACAUCAGUAACUACAGAAAGCACAAACAUUUUCUCAACAUCUCUUACCACUCCAGAAACAACAACCGCAACUGCAGCAUCAAGUACAACUCCACCCACAACAACACCUAUGGUUACGGAAGGCACAACAAUUUUCUCAACAUCUCUUACCCCUCCAGAAACAACAACUGCAGCAUCAAGUACAACUGCACCCAUAACAACAGCAGUAACUACAGAAAGCACAAACAUUUUGUCAACAUCUCUUACCACUCCAGAAACAACAACCCCAGCAUCAAGUACAACUCCACUCAAAACAACAGCUGUAACUACAGAAAGCCCUAAAAUGUCUGCAGCAACUCUAGCCACUGCAGAAACAACAAGCACAAUUUUGGCAUCAAGUACAAUUCCACCCACAACAACAGCUGUGGUUACAGAAGGCACAACAAUUUUCUCAACAUCUCUUGCCACUCCAGAAACAACAACCACAACUGCAGCAUCAAGUACAACUCCACUCAAAACAACAGAUGUAGUUACAGAAAGCACUAAAAUGUCCGCAACAACUCCAACCACUCCAGAAACAACAACCACAAUUUUGGCAUCAAGUACAACUCCACUCACAACAACAGCAGUAACUACAGAAAGCAUUAAAAUGUCCUCAACAACUCCAACCACUCCAGAAACAACAACCACAAUUUUGGCAUCAAGUACAAUUCCACCCAGAACAACAGCUGUGGUUACAGAAGGCACAACAAUUUUCUCAACAUCUCUUGCCACUCCAGAAACAACAAUCACGAUUUUGGCAUCAAGUACAAUUCCACCCACAACACUAGCUGUGGUUACAGAAGGCACAACAAUUUUCUCAACAUCUCUUACCCCUCCAGAAACAACAACUGCAACAUCAAGUACAACUGCACCCAUAACAACAUCAGUAACUACAGAAAGCACAAACAUUUUGUCAACAUCUCUUACCACUCCAGAAACAACAACCCCAGCAUCGAGUACAACUCCACUCAAAACAACAGCUGUAACUACAGAAAGCACUAAAAUGUCUGCAGCAACUCCAACCACUCCAGAAACAACAAGCACAAUUUUGGCAUCAAGUACAAUUCCACCCACAACAACAGCUGUGGUUACAGAAGGCACAACAAUUUCCUCAACAUCUCUUACCACUCCAGAAACAACAACCGCAACUGCAACAUCAAGUACAACUGCACCCAUAACAACAUCAGUAACUACAGAAAUCACAAACAUUUUCUCAACAUCUCUUACCACUCCAGAAACAACAACUGCAGCAUCAAGAAUAACUCCACUCACAAAAACAGCUGUAACUACAGAAAGCACUAAAAUGUCCUAUACAACUCCAACCACUCCAGAAACAACCACUAUUUUGGCAUCAAGUACAAAUCAACCCACAACAACAGCUGUGGUUACAGAAAGCACAACAAUUUUUUCAACAUCUCUUACCACUCCAGAAACAACAACCGCAACUGCAGCAUCAAGUACAACUCCACCCACAACAACAACUAUGGUUACGGAAGGCACAACAAUUUUCUCAACAUCUCUUACUGCUCCAGAAACAACAACCGCAACUGCAGCAUCAAGUACAACUCCACCCACUACAACACCUAUGGUUACGGAAGGCACAACAAUUUUUUCAACAUCUCUUACCACUCCAGAAACAACAACCGCAACUGCAGCAUCAAGUACAACUCCACCCACAACAACACCUAUGGUUACGGAAGGCACAACAAUUUACUCAACAUCUCUUACUGCUCCAGAAACAACAACCACAACUGCAGCAUCAAGUACAACUUCACCCAUAACAACAGCAGUAACUACAGAAAGCACAACAAUUUUCUCAACAUCUCUUACCACUCCAGAAACAACAACCGCAACUGCAACAUCAAGUACAACUGCACCCAUAACAACAUCAGUAACUACAGAAAGCACAAACAUUUUCUCAACAUCUCUUACCACUCCAGAAACAACAACUGCAGCAUCAAGAAUAACUCCACUCACAACAACAGCUGUAACUACAGAAAGCACUAAAAUGUCCUCUACAACUCCAACCACUCCAGAAACAACCACUAUUUUGGCAUCAAGUACAAAUCAACCCACAACAACAGCUGUGGUUACAGAAAGCACAACAAUUUUUUCAACAUCUCUUACAACUCCAGAAACAACAACCGCAACUGCAGCAUCAAGUACAACUCCACCCACAACAACACCUAUGGUUACGGAAGGCACAACAAUUUUCUCAACAUCUCUUACUGCUCCAGAAACAACAACCGCAACUGCAGCAUCAAGUACAACUCCACCCACUACAACACCUAUGGUUACGGAAGGCACAACAAUUUUUUCAACAUCUCUUACCACUCCAGAAACAACAACCGCAACUGCAGCAUCAAGUACAACUCCACCCAUAACAACAGCAGUAACUACAGAAAGCACAACAAUUUUCUCAACAUCUCUUACCUCUCCAGAAACAGCGACCCCAACUGCAGCAUCAAGUACAACUCCACCCAUAACAACAUCAGUAACUACAGAAAGCACAAACAUUUUCUCAACAUCUCCUUCCACUCCUGAAACAACAACUGCAGCAUCAAGUACAACUCAACUGACAAGAACAGCUGUAACUACAGAAAGCACUAAAAUGUCCUCAACAACUCCAACCACACCAGAGACAACAACCACAAUUUUGGCAUCAAGUACAAUUCCACCCACAACAUCAGCUAUGGUUACAGAAGGCACAACAAUUUUCUCAACAUCUCUUACCACUACAGAAACAACAAUCGCAACUGCAGCGUCAAGUACAACUCCACUCACAACAACAGCAGUAACUACAGAAAGCACAAACAUUUUCUCAACAUCUCUUAUCACUCCAGAAACAACAACUGCAGCAUCAAGUACAACUGCACCCACAACAACAGUAGUAACUACAGAAAGCACAACAAUUUCCUCAACAUCUCUUACCACUCCAGAAACAACAACCACAACUGCAGCAUCAAGUAAAACUUCACCCUCAACAACAGCAGGAACUACAGCAAGCCCAACAAUUUUCUCAACAUCUCUUACCACUCCAGAAACAACAACCACAACUGCAGCAUCAAGUACAACUCCACUCACAAUAACAGCAGUAACUACAGAAAGCACUAAAAUGUCCUCAACAACUCCAACCACUCCAGAAACAACAAGCACAAUUUUGGCAUCAAAUACAAUUCCACAUACAACAACAGCUAUGGUUACAGAAGGCACAACAAUUUUCUCAACAUCUCUUACCACUACAGAAACAACAAUCGCAACUGCAGCAUCAAGUACAACUCCACUCAGAACAACAGCAGUAACUACAGAAAGCACUAAAAUGUCCUCAACAACUCCAACCAAACCAGAAACAACAAACACAAUUUUGGCAUCAAGUACAAUUCCACCCACAACAACAACUAUGGUUACGGAAGGCACAACAAUUUUCUCAACAUCUCUUACCACUCCAGAAACAACAACUGAAGCAUCAAGUACAACUGCACCCACAACAACAGUAGUAACUACAGAAAGCACAAACAUUUUCUCAACAUCUCUUACCACUCCAGAAACAACAACUUCAGCCUCAAAUACAACUCCACUCAUAACAACAGCAGUAACUUCAGAAAGCACAACAUUUUCCCCAACAACUCCAACCACUUUGGAUAAAACAACUUCACCUGCAGCAACAAGUACAACUUCUCCAACAACCACAGGUGUGACUAAAGAAAGUACAACAUUUACCUCAACAACUCCAAUCACUUUGGAAACAACACCUUUAUCCGCAAUACCCACAACUACAGCAUCAAGUUCAUCUGCACCCACAACAACAGCUAUGACCAAAGAAAGAACAACAUUUCCCUCAACAACUCCAACCAAUUCAGAAAAAACAACUUCACUUGCAGCAACAAGUACAACUUUACCCACAACAACAGGUGGGACUACAGAAACCACAACAUUUUCCUCAAUAACUCUAACUACUCCAGAAACAACAACUUCACCUGCAGCAACAAGUAAAACUUCUCCCACAACAACAGGUGUGGCUAUAGCAAGCACAACAUUUUCCUCAACAAAUCCAACCACUUUGGAAACAACAACUUCACCUGCAGCAAUAAGUACAACUUCACCAACAACCCCAGGUCUGACCACAGAAAGUACAACAUUUACCUCAACAACUCCAACUACUCCCGAAAUAACAACAAGAAAUGCAUCACCCACACAUACAACAUCAACAACAGCUGUGACUACAGAAAGCAUGACAUUUUCCUCAACAACUCCUUCCACUCAAGAAACAACUUCAUAUGCAAUAACCACAACUGCUGCAUCAAGUACAACUCCACCCACAACAGCAGCUGUGAAAACAGAAAUUAUAGCAAUUUCCUCAAAAACUACAAGUGCACCUGUGGCACAUACCACUAUUUCUACAAGUCCAUCCACAACAACCCUUGUAACCAUAGAAAGCACAAAUUGUCCAUCAACCCUUGCUACAGCUUUAGUAACUAUAACUGCUGGUGCAACAGGCACAACUAAAGCUUCAGGUACAGCUACAGCAAUAGUUCAACAAUCAUCAAUUGCGACAACCAGUGCUGUGUUAACUAGGUCUGCUUCAGCAUUAUCUGAAACACCAAGUACAACAAGUACAGUGCCAUCAACAAUUGCAGCUAAAUCUACAACACCAUAUUUUUCAUCAGCAGUCACUCCUUCUAAACCUCCAAUAUCUACAACUGGAUCUAAACAUACUAUGACAUCAGGUCCAACGACAUCUAUAACACUACGUACAACACUUACAACACUAUCUGUAUCAACAAUCCCAGUUGAAAUGAUUGCAACUACAAUUGUAACACCUAAAGCUUUAGCCACAACUGCAGCUCAAGAAACAACUUCAAACCAAGCAAAAAUACCUUUUACAACCACAAUAUUAGCCAAGACCUCAGUUGUACCUCAAACAACACAUGCAAUUCUAACAGACAAAACCACAGCCUCCACUGGGACAUCACCAUUUCCAACCUCUAACCUCUCUCUAGCAACCCAAUCCUCAACAACUACAGCAAAUGAAUUUCCCUCAACCUCAACAAAAGUUCCAGGCUCAAACACUCCAUUACAAACGCAAACUGAAAAUCCAACAAGCAGUGCUACACCUUUGAACACUAUGACAAAUGCAGGUGUCUCAUCAUUUCAAACAUCUUCGACUUUGCAACCAGAAGCUUCUACCAUACUUAAAACAAAUUCACCAUCAACAAAUGUGACUUCUGCAGCUGUAGUAAAAACCAAACUGAUAUUUAUAAGCUCAUCUAUGGUCCCCAUUGAAAGUUUGGUCAUCAGUGCUGUCAACACUCUCAACAUAUCCAGACAGUCACAACUUGAUGAAUCAGUAAAGCUGGUGAAUGUCCUCUAUGAGAAAAUCUCGGAAACCACCUAUGCAGUCACCUUUACAUUUACUAUGAGUAACAUCAGCAUGCCAGAGAACCCUGAGCUCAGAAAUGACACUUUUAAGCAAGUUCAGGAUGUUGUCAACAAAGCUCUGAACACUCUUCUGAAUGAGCCUACCAGUCCUGUUCUUCAACCCAAGACCUCAGACUUCACGAGCACAUCAGACCAAAUUAGUGGCAUGAUAAAUUACACCAUCCAAGAUGGAGAUCCAAUACAACCGGUCAGCUUCCUAAAUCUACUUCGGUUACCUAUUGGAUCAACAACAACAGUGUCUCCUGUGAAAACAAGCAUGUUCCCUGUGACAUCUCUAAAUCAAGUAUUUGGUUCAGCAGUGGUGACAACCAGACUGGUGUUCAACUCAUCUCCAGUCCCCAGUGAAGAUCUGGUGCUCAGUGCCAUCACCACUCUCAGGAACUCAAGAGAAUCUCAACUCAACGAAACAGUGAAAGUGGUGAAUUUCACCUACGAAAAAAUCUCGGACACCUCCUAUGCGCUCGUCAUAACAUUUACUCUGAGUAACAUCAGCAUUCCAGUCAUCCCAGAACUAAGGAACAACACGUUCAGUCAAGUACAAAAUAUUGCUAAUAAUGCGCUGAACACUCUUCUGAAUGAGCCUACCAGUUUGGUUCUUCAACCCAAGACCUCAGACUUCACGAGCACAUCAGACCAAAUUCAUGGCAAUAUGGAUUACACCUUCCAAGAUGCAGAUGCCAUACGACCAGUCAGCUUCCUAAAUCUGCUUCAGUUACCUAUUGGCUUAACAACUAUCAACACUCUGCCGGCAAGCACAACUCUACCACCUAUUGUCCUUGGAACUGCAAUCAUUUACAUUGAACUGGUGUUUUUCACACUGGGCCCUGCUCCAAAUGAGAACAGUGUUCUACAGAUAGCAAACAGUCUUCUAGAUGCAAAACUGAGAACCAGACGAGCUGUCCAAACACUGAAAGAUCCUGUCAGCUUUAUGAACAUCACCUAUAAGAGAAUUACUGAGAAUCAAUAUUCCUUAACCUUUGGAUUUGAAAUCGGCAAUGUAUCUAUGUCUGAAAAAUUUGAAUUCAGGAACAACACCCACGAAAUUGUACAAGACAAAAUAAAUGAAUUGCUGAGCAAGAUCCUAAAUGACCCCAAAGCAGCUACAUUCAAGUUCCCAGCCAGUUUUCAGGGUACUUCAACCGAGAUUCGAGCUAAUGUGCAGUACGUUUUCAGAGAAGGUGACAUCGGUGCACCCAGCCAGUUCCUUGAAGAACUUCUCAAAAUCAAUGGAGUCAUUACCACUCCUGCACCUGCAACCACCUUUUACCCCACUUUAGUGAACAACAGCACUAGUGCAGCGUGGGUCGUGGCUAUAAUUGUACCCUGUGCUAUAGCCAUUUUGCUUAUACCUUGCUGGAUUCUCCUAUGUUGUUUGCUAUGCGGCUGCUGUGGUCGAAUAAGGCGACGCUGGCACAGGAGACAGUCAUAUAAUGUGCAGUCUACAACACGACACAGCCUCUUCUAAAAAAUCUGAAACAUUGAGACAAAUCAGGAAAAUCAAGAAUGGAAAUUGCACUCAACAAUAAAAAAUCAUUAUAUAAAAAUUGGAAAUAAAUUGAAAACUGGAAAUUAGCUAUUUUAAUGUUUUUCAAUAUAUUAAAAUGAACAAACUGA
Triplophysa dalaica is the source of this 12166-nucleotide messenger RNA. RefSeq names its product mucin-2-like. NCBI's taxonomy places the organism in Eukaryota, Metazoa, Chordata, Actinopteri, Cypriniformes, Nemacheilidae. The record is from RefSeq and is a predicted model, not a curated record. The transcript has 18 exons. Bases 1194 to 12017 code for a protein of 3607 amino acids.